This is a messenger RNA of Lottia gigantea (owl limpet), 1140 nucleotides long. RefSeq lists its product as hypothetical. The record is from RefSeq and is a predicted model, not a curated record. The transcript is spliced from 8 exons. The coding region runs from base 1 to 1140 and encodes 379 amino acids. Lineage: Eukaryota; Metazoa; Mollusca; Gastropoda; Lottiidae.
AUGACUUACCUUCAUAUUUGGAGAUCUUUGACACACCAAAGAAGUUCAGGAAUCUUUCAACGAAUCCAGAUUCAGUCUGGACAUCUGUGUGAAGUGGUUUUUCGUCAAGAAACCCGAAGAACUCCUUUUCGUAGUACCUAUAUUCCUCCACCGUCAUGGGCGCUAUGGUAUACUCCGGUAAAAACUGAGAAGAAGAAGAGUAAAGACAGUAAAGGAGGAGGUGAUGGGGUAAAUGAGAAUGGUAAUGAUGACAAUACUGAUGAUGAUGAUUAUGAUGAUGAUGAUGAAUAUGAGGAUGAUGAUUCGGACGAAUCAGACGCUGGUUCUGUUAAUUCGGGAUCUUCUCAAGGCUCAGCAUCAGGUAAAAAGAAGAAGGGUAGAAAGAAACCGUCUCUACAGUUGAAGAUGUUACGUGGUAGGCGAGGAAGGAGGCCUAGAAUGAAGUUUAAUCUUCCAGAAAGGAAAUUAACGGCUGGUGAGAAAGUUCCAGUAGAAAUUUGCUACACUGUUUCGAAAGCUAACGUCAUGUGGCAGGAUGGUACAGUAGAAAAUAACAUGCUAUCAGCAGAGUUAUACCCCAUACAUCAUCUAGAUGAGUUGGAAUUCUUCCCUGGUGAUUUUAUUAUUGACGCAAAAGAUACGGAGGGUUUUAAUGAUUAUGGUGUAGUUGUGUCAUGUGAUCAUUCUGCUAGAACAUGUUAUAUACAGUGGUUACGCCCGUAUGAAGUUGGCAAAUCAAAGCGACCGACAGUAUUAUCUGAUGUACAUGAAGUCAGUGUUUAUGAUAUAAAAGAUCAUCCACAUUAUAAAUUCAGACCUGGUUAUAGUGCUAUUAGAGUGGGAGGUUUCGAGGAUACAGAACAGAAGUUAUCAGCUGUUGGUCAAGUGUACAGAUUAAACCCUAGUGGGUCCAUACAGAUAAAAUGGGCAGACGGAACUCUCUCCGAUUGUUUUCCUCAAGAAUUAUAUCUAGUUAGUGAUGAGUAUAAACCACAGUAUAAAUAUAAUCAUCAUUCCAGUUCUAUAUCUGAUAUUCUAAACAAGCAAAAUAUCUAUUAUACCCUAUUGUUUAAUUUUAAUAUAGAUACAAUAUCAGAAUUUUAUAUAACAAAAUGUUUUGUACUGUUUCCUUCAGAUUGA